AUGGUGAACCAUUUUGUUCAGGAAUUCAAGAGGAAGCACAAGAAGGAUAUUUCUGGCAACUCGAGGGCAUUGAGGAGGCUGAGAACGGCUUGUGAGCGUGCAAAGAGGACACUUUCCUCCACCGCACAAACCACCAUUGAGAUCGACUCUUUGUACGAAGGUGUCGAUUUUUACUCAACCAUCACCCGAGCCAGAUUCGAGGAGCUCAACAUGGAUCUCUUCCGAAAGUGCAUGGAGCCGGUCGAGAAGUGCUUGAGAGACGCCAAGAUGGAUAAAAGCUCGGUCCAUGAUGUUGUCCUUGUUGGUGGGUCGACCCGUAUCCCGAAAGUCCAACAGCUUCUCCAAGACUUCUUUAACGGGAAAGAGCUCUGCAAGAGCAUCAAUCCCGACGAAGCUGUUGCAUAUGGUGCUGCAGUUCAGGCUGCAAUUCUAAGCGGCGAAGGCAACGAGAAGGUCCAGGACCUUCUUCUUCUCGAUGUGACCCCUCUUUCCCUCGGCCUCGAGACAGCUGGUGGGGUCAUGACUGUGCUUAUCCCAAGGAACACCACCAUCCCAACUAAGAAAGAACAGGUUUUCUCGACCUACUCUGAUAACCAGCCGGGCGUGCUAAUCCAGGUGUACGAAGGCGAACGAACGAGAACCCGAGAUAACAACUUGCUUGGAAAAUUUGAACUCUCGGGUAUCUCGCCUGCUCCUAGAGGAGUCCCGCAGAUCACCGUAUGCUUCGAUAUAGACGCUAAUGGUAUUCUGAAUGUCUCGGCUGAGGAUAAAACGACUGGGCAGAAGAACAAGAUCACUAUUACGAAUGAUAAGGGGCGUUUGUCUAAGGAGGAAAUCGAGAAGAUGGUUCAGGAGGCAGAGAAGUACAAAUCGGAAGAUGAAGAGCACAAGAAGAAGGUUGAGGCCAAGAAUGCGCUUGAGAAUUAUGCGUACAACAUGAGGAACACGAUCAAGGAUGAGAAGAUUUCCUCGAAGCUGCCGGAGGCUGAUAAGAAGAAGAUUGAGGAUGCAAUCGAGACGGCUAUCCAGUGGCUGGAUGGGAACCAGCUGGCCGAGGCAGACGAGUUUGAGGACAAGAUGAAGGAGUUGGAGAGCAUUUGCAACCCGAUUAUUGCCAAGAUGUACCAGGGAGCGGGAGGUGAGGCCUCGCCCAUGGACGAUGAAGGCCCGGCUGGGCCCACCGGACGAAGCGGUGCUGGGCCCAAGAUUGAAGAGGUGGACUAA
This is a messenger RNA of Striga hermonthica, 1224 nucleotides long. NCBI's taxonomy places the organism in Eukaryota, Viridiplantae, Streptophyta, Magnoliopsida, Lamiales, Orobanchaceae. The record is from the annotation of a GenBank genome assembly.